Molecule: messenger RNA, 6342 nt
Organism: Melopsittacus undulatus (budgerigar)
Lineage: Eukaryota; Metazoa; Chordata; Aves; Psittaciformes; Psittaculidae
Gene: RPS6KA3
Product: ribosomal protein S6 kinase A3
Exons: 22
Coding region: 159-2384 (741 amino acids)
Biological process (GO): peptidyl-serine phosphorylation; intracellular signal transduction
Molecular function (GO): protein serine/threonine kinase activity; ATP binding; magnesium ion binding
Source: RefSeq, a predicted model, not a curated record
GCGGCAGCGGGCAGCAGUCGCCGCAGGAGCUACCGCUAGUCAGUCGGGGUGUCCCGCGCCCUCCGGAGGGCUUGCUGCCUGCCUCGCUGCCUCCGCCUCGUCCGCCGCCGGGGUGCGGAAAAGCAGAGCGCGGAGGCUGCGGGAGCCGUGUAGGGAAGAUGCCCCUGGCGCAGCUGGCGGACCCUUGGCAGAAGAUGGCUGUGGAGAGUACGGCCGAGAGCAGCACCGAGAACGGACAGCAAGUUGUGGAUGAACCAAUGGGAGAAGAUGAUAUCAACCCACAAACUGAAGAAGGAAAUAUCAAAGAAAUUGCAAUAACUCACCAUGUAAAGGAAGGACAUGAGAAAGCAGACCCCUCACAGUUUGAACUUCUGAAAGUACUAGGACAAGGAUCCUUUGGAAAGGUCUUUCUUGUCAAAAAAAUCUCAGGAUCAGAUGCUAGACAGCUUUAUGCAAUGAAGGUGUUAAAAAAGGCCACCUUGAAAGUUCGAGAUCGGGUUCGGACAAAAAUGGAACGUGAUAUCCUAGUGGAAGUUAACCAUCCUUUUAUCGUCAAGUUACACUAUGCUUUUCAAACAGAAGGGAAGCUCUAUCUUAUUUUGGAUUUUCUCAGGGGAGGAGACUUGUUUACACGUUUAUCCAAAGAGGUGAUGUUCACAGAAGAUGAUGUUAAAUUUUACCUGGCAGAAUUAGCACUUGCUUUAGAUCAUCUACAUAGUCUUGGAAUAAUAUACCGGGACCUAAAACCAGAAAACAUCCUGCUUGAUGAGGAAGGACAUAUCAAAUUGACAGAUUUUGGUUUAAGCAAGGAGUCAAUUGAUCAUGAAAAAAAAGCCUACUCUUUCUGUGGAACAGUGGAAUAUAUGGCACCAGAAGUUGUUAAUAGACGAGGCCAUACACAGAGUGCAGACUGGUGGUCUUUUGGUGUUUUAAUGUUUGAAAUGCUCACUGGUACUCUACCUUUCCAAGGGAAAGACAGAAAAGAAACCAUGACUAUGAUUCUCAAGGCAAAACUUGGAAUGCCUCAGUUCUUGAGUCCCGAAGCACAGAGUCUUCUGCGAAUGCUUUUCAAAAGAAAUCCAGCAAACAGAUUAGGAGCGGGUCCAGAUGGAGUUGAAGAGAUUAAGAGGCAUGCAUUUUUUUCCAAAAUAGAUUGGAAUAAAUUGUACAGGAGAGAAAUUCAUCCCCCUUUUAAGCCUGCAACUGGCAGACCUGAAGAUACGUUUUAUUUUGACCCUGAGUUUACAGCAAAAACCCCAAAAGAUUCGCCAGGUAUCCCACCUAGUGCUAAUGCUCAUCAGCUGUUUCGAGGAUUUAGUUUUGUAGCUAUUGCAUCAGAUGAUGAAAGCCAAGCAAUGCAGACAGUUGGAGUGCAUUCAAUUGUCCAGCAGCUGCACAGGAACAGCAUUCAGUUUACUGAUGGAUAUGAAGUAAAGGAAGAUAUUGGAGUUGGGUCUUACUCUAUCUGCAAGAGAUGUAUUCAUAAAGCUUCAAACAUGGAAUAUGCUGUAAAGAUUAUUGACAAGAGUAAAAGAGAUCCAACAGAGGAAAUUGAAAUCCUGCUGCGCUAUGGACAGCAUCCAAAUAUUAUAACCCUGAAAGAUGUGUAUGAUGAUGGAAAAUAUGUAUAUGUAGUAACAGAACUUAUGAAAGGAGGAGAACUGCUGGAUAAAAUUCUUCGGCAAAAAUUUUUCUCAGAACGAGAAGCUAGUGCUGUUUUGUUCACAAUAACAAAAACAGUUGAAUAUCUCCAUGCACAAGGGGUUGUUCAUAGAGACCUCAAGCCUAGUAAUAUUCUUUAUGUCGAUGAAUCUGGUAACCCCGAAUCAAUUCGAAUUUGUGAUUUUGGCUUUGCAAAACAACUACGAGCAGAAAAUGGUCUUCUAAUGACUCCAUGUUACACAGCAAAUUUUGUCGCACCAGAGGUUUUAAAGAGGCAAGGUUAUGAUGCUGCGUGUGACAUAUGGAGCCUUGGAGUUCUACUUUAUACCAUGCUGACUGGCUACACUCCUUUUGCGAAUGGUCCUGAUGAUACCCCAGAGGAGAUUUUGGCCCGAAUAGGUAGUGGAAAGUUCUCUCUCAGUGGUGGUUAUUGGAAUACUGUUUCAGAAACAGCGAAGGACCUUGUUUCAAAAAUGCUUCAUGUUGAUCCACAUCAAAGAUUGACUGCAGCCCAAGUUCUUAGUCACCCCUGGAUAGUUCACUGUGACCAGUUGCCUCAAUACCAGCUGAACAGGCAGGAUGCUCCCCAUUUAGUGAAGGGUGCAAUGGCAGCAACUUACUCGGCUUUGAAUCGCAAUCAGUCACCAGUUUUGGAGCCAGUUGGCCGUUCUACUCUUGCUCAGAGGAGAGGUAUAAAAAAAAUUACCUCAACAGCCCUGUGAAGUGACCUCAAACAGAUAUUUGGUACCAUGGCAUAAGAUGAUAGCACAAAUCAUGGCGACAGGUAGCACAUAUCUGACAGAUACCUGCAAGCACACUCUGUCCCAGCUGGUACCUAUAAUGCUGCUGCUCCUGCUGCUGCUAUUGCUUUCAUCUACUCUCGCUUUAAACUGUUGACAGCAAAUUACUGAUCCUACUGGAGCUUCAAAUGGAGUGACAAGUGGAAACACAAUGAAAAUGAUCAUGUUCACGACUGAAUAAACCAGAAUUAUGAAUACCACCUCUGUCAAAAAUACACUGAAUAAAGCACUCUGCACCACAUAGCAUUAUUUUUAUAAGGAAUAUUUUUUGUCCCCUAAAAUAUUCUUUGUUACAGGUAGAGAUGGACAGUUUAUGUUAAGCACUUAGCUUAAACAAUCUCUUUAUAUUAGCACUAUAUACUUUGUGCCAUCCAACAUUUUGUAUGUUUUUGUAAACAGUUCACAAGCAGUACGUUUCUGUGCUGUUUCUUUUAAAGUAUACAUGACUUGUUUUACUUAGAUAUUACUAAUCAUUUUGACAAUUAAGUCUGAUUAAACGGUUCAGCUGGAUUAAUCAGUAUUGUUGGACAGCUCUAAAAGAAGCCUGACUGUUAAACAGCAAUUGAAUGUAAUACUAUGAAUACGUAUUUCUCCAUGUCUGUCUUUUCUACAUUUCCAUGUUUUUGACACUGCAUGUCAUGUUAUAAAAAUCAGGAUGCUGUUUAUAGUAUUCAAAACUUAAACAGUGAAUCUUUCACCAUACUAUAUAUACAAUAGCUAAGAUAACCCAGAGAAAAGAUAAUUCUGUCUUUUGUUCCCCCUCCUCUCCCUUUUAUUCUCUCCGAUCUAAUCUCUGGACUCAGGAAUCAUAGCUAAAUCCUUUCUGAUAGAGGACAAUUCUAUAUUGUUUAUUCUUAUAAUCCAUUGUUAAUAUUUUAUCUCUAUUCUGUGACUUUUGUUUAAGCUGCAAAGGAUUUGUUCAGUGAAUGUUGGCAUUAUAGAAGAAAGGCUACAUUGAAGAUAAAGCAAAACAUAUUGCCUGCUAAUAAGCCGAAGCCUGCAAAAAGCAGGUUUAAACUGCAUUUACUGCAGUUGUAAAACUGAUGGAUCUGAUGUUCUGUCAGUUAUUUUCUGAUAAUUAUUGACAUCCAAAGCAAAAUGAGAGGAGAGUCAUCCAGAUCAGUCAGGGACUAGAAAAGGGUCAUUGUAAUUUAUCAUGAAAAUAGUAUUGUCCCAGUAAGAUAAGGCAAAACUGUUCAGAAUGAGUGCUUCCCUUUUCCCCAGGUGGAAACAAGUUUGUAACGAGAGUGAAAGACUAAUUUUCAGUACUGAUAUAAACUUCUAAUACUCUUGGCCUCUCGGCAUCCUAAGUAAUUAAAGGUGUUUUUUGACAGCUAGUCUUGAAAAAUCAAAUUGCCCACAUGAGAACAUGCACUGGAAUGUGUUUGGAUUCAGUCAGUGUCCCACUCCCCCAAAAUGAUAUGCUGCAUCAACUCAUUCCAGAUAUGAAAACAGCUGAUGGGAAUUACAGCUGUAAUAAAUAAUGGAUCUGGAUGAACAGCUCAGAGAAUAAUACAAUUUAAAAACUAAAAGGUGCAAUUUUGUAUUUUACAUAAGAAGGCAUUUUCUUGAUUUAGGGAUAUUAAAUUUUUUUAUGAUGAUUAAUUUGCAAGUUUCCCUGAAAUCAUCAGAGGUUUACUGAAAGGGAGAAUCACCUUUAUAUCACAGAUUUGAUCUAAAUGAAUGCAAGAGUGUUUCUUCUGCUACGGGUUUUUCCGAGGUCGUUGGGGAAGGGAUCCCACCAUUGUUGCCCUUAAGAAUUUGUUAAAUAUUUACUCAGUUGUGUAAAGAAUUGGUUUUAUGAACAAGGAUUCUUAAAUUUCCAUAUAUCUUAGAAAUCUGAACACACGGCUCUUCCAAGCAAUUAGCUUUUUUCCCUUACUUAGUGCUCUAGCACUGAAGUUUCCUUGAGUUGUACAGAUGCAUCUACCCUUCCUUCAAGAAACAUCUUUCACUAAAGGUGGAAAAAGGCCAUUUGUUUGUGGGGUUCUUUUUUUUUUUUUUUUGCUUGAUGCUGGCUGCAGCUCCAGAGGAAUUUAGUAAAACCUUUUCUUUCAGAAAACGUAUUUUCAGCUCUGUGAGCGGUCAGUAAGUCAGGCUUCUCAAAACCUAGAAACUAUACCUUCUGGAGUGGCUUUUAAAUGUGUUAAUCUAAAGAUUGUGGUAUCUAGUCAACAAAAGAGACUUAAAACUGAUCCUGUUGAAAUGAAGGGAUAGCAGUAAUCGCUAGUGUCAAUAACAGCAUUUCAGUUCAGGAAGGAAUUUCUCCUGUGUUCUCAUUGUGUAUAUAUAGCUGCCUGGCAAAGAACAGACCAAAAGGAGGAAGUGUUAAGCUGCUUUACUAUUGGCAAUAUCCAUGUUAGAGUAAUAUGAAAGUACUUUCAGGAGUUUUAUUUUAGCCAUAGUUUGUGGCCCUUGAGCUCACUGGUCAUUAGCCAGAUAGUGAAGCAAAGUUAAUGCCUACAUGUUACGUAUCUACAUUCUCAAGUGAGCUGUUAAUUUAGACUUUACAGAUGUUGCUACUGCAUUGUGCGUAAAGCAACAUAGAGUGAUCAUUUUAAAUGCUAAUAAAACAGGGCAGUUUAGCACAUGCUAAAUAAGUAUGUUGAAGUCUAGAUCCACUAGAGUUUGAAGUUACUUUCUAAACCAAGAUAUGAAUGGCCCAUGUAUGCAGGAGGUAUGUUUUACAGGCUAGAAUUACACGGUAAUUUUGUGUACCUUACCACCUGCUUUGGAUCCAUGCUCACAACUUCACAUUUAUUUUUCUCAUUUUAUAGCCACAGUUGUUAGAAGAUAAAAAUAAAUCUGCAUAGUGCUGCCUUAGAUCCCAGCACCUUUCUGUUAGAAUGUGAGUAUGUAUGACACACUGCAUAACUUCAUCACUGGGCUGCUGCUUGGUCUGCAAAGCAUAGCAAGUAACUCUAGGAUACAGAGUCAUGGGGAAUAAAAGAGGAGAACUGCAGAUACAGGUGAAUUUUCUGUAUAUAGGCCAUGAUUUUCUUAAUGUGAAAUUACCACUUAACUGUGCUUGAGAGCGUGAGAGAACUGAGGGAAGAGUAUAGUUGCAAUACUCCAAAAAUGCCAUCUAUAUCCAGUAAGGGCAAAGUUCUUUAUUAAUAAUCACUAUAAUGUUGAAUGAAACUUCUAAGGAGUUUUUCAAGAGAAUAUUUAAAACUUUUUUCUAAAGAAGCAAGGGCGUAAGAAAAUAGAUUUAUGUGUCUGGGACUUUUCUGUGUUUGUGUCGCUUUUGUAAAUGUGGUGUACCAACUAAAGCUGUGCUUUUCUGUUAUUGGAAGGAAAGGACUGGCCCUUAGUAAGUGGCAAUGGUUAACAGAUGAAUUUUCACUUAUGAAAAUGAUGUAAAUGAUUAGCUUUAUCUUGAUACUCUUGACCUAAUCAAAGGGAAGGUGUACUUAUGGGGGAUGUAAUUAUUUUGCAACCUAGUUGGGGGGGGGGGUGUCUACUUAAAACGUUUUUAAAAAAUGAAAAAAUCACAGAUAAAAUAUUUUUCUACAAUUCUAUACAAUCAUUCUUUAUACUAGUUUUCUCAGCAUGGCAUGUACGUGAGUCUGAGGUACUGUUCCAGGACCUUGUUCAAGACUAUUACAGCAGCAUCUCUUAGAUGCUUGGCACUGCUGUCAUAGAACUGAAAUGCUAGUGAAAGAAAAAAAAAUUAAUACUUUAAAUGAUUGUUUUAUUCAGAGUCUGAUCUAGGAAAUGUUCCAAUCAUGCUAUUAAUGUGUAAUUAAAACUGUUCCAGAUAUAACUAUGAACAGUUCUGGAAAGGUAUCAUUGCUUGUAUUCCUGUCUAAUGGCAGGUUUUGUAGUCUUCAAAAGAAAUCAAAAUUUCUACUACGAAUAAACUUUCAAACAUCUUAAA